Molecule: messenger RNA, 3014 nt
Organism: Microdochium trichocladiopsis
Lineage: Eukaryota; Fungi; Ascomycota; Sordariomycetes; Xylariales; Microdochiaceae
Product: fungal-specific transcription factor domain-containing protein
Exons: 5
Coding region: 88-2802 (904 amino acids)
Biological process (GO): DNA-templated transcription; regulation of DNA-templated transcription
Molecular function (GO): zinc ion binding; DNA binding; DNA-binding transcription factor activity, RNA polymerase II-specific
Source: RefSeq, a predicted model, not a curated record
CCCACUAUCAUACAUCGCCUUCCGGCAAGACGCCACCACGUGCAAAGCACACAGCAGGCCACCGGCCUAGUCAUUCCGAACGACAGCAUGGAUUCUCCUACAUUAGCAGCCGCAAGCGAGAUUCGGAUCCAAAAGGCUCUUUCAACAUCCAGCAUGGAUUCAAGUCAGCAUUCUGAUGCCGAGGGCAAAGCCUCCUCGCCAGAGCCUUCUUCGUCGAAAAAGCGAGCCGUCUCCCCGGACCCCAGCGGUGCAGCAAAAGCCACGAAAAGGCGUGCUGCAAGAGCAUGUGUUUCGUGCAGAGCCAGAAAGGUUCGUUGCGACGUCGUCGAAGGCGCGCCUUGCGGCAACUGCAGAUGGGAUAACGUUGAAUGCGUGGUACAAGAAAGCCGUCGCAGAAAGAAGAACAUUUUCGACUCGAAGGCGUCCGGGAGUGCCAAUGGCACUGCCCCUCAAAGUGCCGAGGUACAGCAACAACAGCCACCACUCAAGGCCAAGGCACCAGUCAACAGCAGCGUCAGCAUCACACCGCUGCGCCGAGCCAGCACUGUCUCACAGAUCUCGUCCAACAAUGCUCAGACGAUCGGCAGCAGUCACAAUGACGCGGGCCUGCCAGCAGGGGCUGACACGCGCCUCCCACAAGCGCUCCACCAGCAAAGUGCCAUGCCGCUCGAUCCAGUCAUGUUGGCCAGACUCCAGGCCGCGGGCAACCAGGGCACCAAGUACCCCAGCAUCUGGCCAAACCUGCGCACCGCCAGCCAAGCUUCGAUUCCAGCGUUAUCCAGCGAAAGCAGAGCGGCGCAGUUUGGCAGCCGCUUUGAGACAAGUAAUCAUUCGCCGUUCCUGGCUCCUUUUAUCCGGCCGCUUCCAAGCAAGAUUGUCCCCGAGGAUGUCGCAUAUCUGCAGACCAAAGGGGCCUUGACCUUGCCCGCAGCUCCGCUGCAGAAUGCUCUGCUGCAGGCUUACAUCGAGUAUGUACAUCCGUACAUGCCCUUACUCGAAAUUCGGGAUUUUUUGAGUGUCAUCAACUCGUCCGAUGGCAUGUCGGGACAAACCAGUCUGCUGCUAUACCAAGCUGUGAUGUUUGCUGCCACAGCCUACGUUGACGUCAAGUGGCUCCACGGCGCUGGAUAUCCAAGUCGUAAGGCAGCUCGAAAGUCAUACUUCAACAAGACCAGGCUGCUGUACGAUUUUGAUUACGAGAGCGAUCGUCUCAUCCUAGUGCAGUCUUUGUUGCUCAUGACGUACUGGUACGAAACUCCGGAUGACCAGAAAGAUACGUGGCAUUGGAUGGGCGUAGCUAUAUCACUUGCCCACACCAUUGGACUCCACCGCAAUCCGGCACGAACCAGCAUGCCAGUUCACAAGCAAAAACUAUGGAAGCGGAUAUGGUGGUCAUGCUUUAUGCGUGACCGCCUGGUCGCUCUCGGCAUGCGCAGACCCACUCGGAUCAAAGACGAAGACUUUGAUGUGCCGAUGCUCGAAGUAUCCGACUUUGAGAUCGCGACACUACCCGACGAGAUCGAAAUCAUUGGUCCGGAGUGCUGCAUGGUCCGCGACACUGCGAUUCAGCAAGAGCUUGCAUUGAUGUGUAUCGCCAAGGCGAAGCUGUGCCUCUGCGUCAGUCAUAUGCUGCGCGCACAGUAUUCGGUCCUCAUUCGCGAUACGACCAAGCCGGAAAACACGACAAAUAGCACGAUGAUGCUGUUUCCAAACAAACAGCUCAACAGCUUUGAGAAAGUCAAUGCUUGCGAUGCGGAGCUCAUGGCCUGGCAACAAUCGCUACCCGCUUGCUGCCAGUACCAACCUUUGACGCCGGCUGAUUUGCAAAACGGGCGGGCGACAAUUGCGGUGCAGCGUAAUCUGCUGCACAUGGUUUUCUACACGACGAUCUCGGCACUCCACAGACCGCAAUUCCUUCCGUCAUCACCUCAUCAGGUACCUCAGGUCUCGAUACAGAUGCAAGACUUCUCUCGCAUGCGGGUCCGUGAUGCCGCCAUGCACAUCACCCGCAUGGUGGCAGAGCUUCACAGCCUCCGCCUUGAGAAGUUCCUCCCCACGACGGGCGUCACGGUCAUUCUCCCGGCUUUGAUCAUCCAUCUGUUGGACAUGAAGAGUCCUGUUCCACAGGCUCGCGAUGCUGCGACGAGGGGAUUCCGCAAGUGCAUGAGGGUCAUGGAGAAGCUCCGCGACAUCUACGCAGCCGCCGACUAUGCUGUGGCUUUCCUUGAUGCCGCUCUGCGCAAAGCUCAGGUUGAGACCAUGGCCCUCGCCAGGGCAAACCAAGGCGUGGCGACGCACAAUAUCGCCGAUCUGAAAACGCUUCGACCACAGUUUACGGUGCCACCACCCACAGCAAUGGACGAUGUCACAACGCCACCACCGGAAUCCCAGCAGGCGUUUGUUGUUGAGAAUAGUAGCCACGUUCAAGACUUCGCCAGUCCAGUCAUGCUCCAGCAGCAUCAGCAGCAGCAGUUCGUUCCACCAGCUGAUCUCAUGGCACCGGCUCACGAAGGUGUCUCGCCACCUCACUCGGAUAAGGACAUGCUUACUCCCAGUGCGAGUGGCUCGUCUGACGAGAACGAGGCACCGCUGGACAUCGACAUGGACUUUGAUGCCAUGGACAACCAGGACGAGUUCGACUGGAAUGCACUUACGGGCACCAACAUCGAUUUCGACCAGUGGCUGCACUAUCCCCAGGCCGAUGGUAAAGAUGCCAUGGCCGUAGGCACGAUGAGCAUGGCUGACGCGGAUGGCCCAACGAGCUUCCUUGGGAUGCUUGAUGCGCCGGAAACGACAGCUUAACGAUGGUCUCCUACUUUGCUGGCAGGCUUGAUUUGGUUUCUCUUUCUUUUUGGCACUUGGUCAACUCGUAACGAAGUUAUGAUUACUUUUUGGGGUCUUACGAACCCUGGGCGGCGUUCACUGGGUGAGGGAAAAGCACUUUUGACUUUAGUAUUUUGUCCAUCACUACCCGUUUGAUUCUAUACAAGUUCGAUGAGAUACCCCAGAGCUCG